Messenger RNA from Chlamydomonas reinhardtii, 1204 nucleotides. RefSeq lists its product as uncharacterized. The transcript has 7 exons. The coding region runs from base 67 to 762 and encodes 231 amino acids. Gene Ontology annotation, biological process: mitochondrial electron transport, NADH to ubiquinone; mitochondrial respiratory chain complex I assembly. Gene Ontology annotation, cellular component: membrane. Gene Ontology annotation, molecular function: NADH dehydrogenase activity; 4 iron, 4 sulfur cluster binding. Lineage: Eukaryota; Viridiplantae; Chlorophyta; Chlorophyceae; Chlamydomonadales; Chlamydomonadaceae. The record is from RefSeq and is a predicted model, not a curated record.
GUUUAAUCACAUUACAAACUUAGUAGACCAGGGGACCGACCGCAGUGGGCUAGCGCGAGAAGAGAAAUGCCGCUCCUUCGUCGCGCGGCACAGAGCCUGCUCACGUCAUGGGCGCCUGUGGCAACUAACUGUGGUGCUAUGAGCGAGCUCGUGCGCUGCAUGGGCACGGAGCGCCGGCCGGGAGAGUCCGGAGCAUGGAAGCAGAUUGAGCGUCAGCGCUACGCUAGCGAUUGGGAGAACGACCCCACCUUUAAGCGCACGCCGAAGAACUUGGCAGAGGUGCUGGACGACAGCGCGUCGAUGCUGCUACUGACGGAUGUGUGGCGCGGUAUGGCGUACACCCUGGGUGCCUUCUUCGAUAAGAAGGUCACGAUCAUGUACCCGUUCGAGAAGGGCCAGCUGAGCCCUCGCUUCCGCGGCGAGCACGCGCUGCGCCGCUACCCCACUGGCGAGGAGCGCUGCAUCGCCUGCAAGCUGUGCGAGGCGAUCUGCCCCGCCCAGGCCAUCACCAUCGAGGCGGAGGAGCGCGAGGACGGCAGCCGCAGGACCACCCGGUACGACAUUGACAUGACCAAGUGCAUUUACUGCGGCUUCUGCCAGGAGGCCUGCCCCGUGGACGCGAUCGUGGAGGGCCCCAACUUCGAGUUCUCUACCGAGACGCGCGAGGAGCUGCUGUACGACAAGCAGAAGCUGCUGGAGAACGGCGACAAGUGGGAGACGGAGAUCGCCACCAACCUGCGCACGGAGUCGCUUUACCGCUAAACGCACAGGUGCCGCGCGGCGGCAGUGCAGCGGAGCGUUUGAUAGUCGCGCGAUUCGCGAUACUAGAACGGUUGUAGAUGGUCUGGGCGGACAUGAGUGUAUUUUUGUGGGGCCCAGCUGGUGACUUCAUGCAGGUGGCGUCACGGAUGGUGUUGACAGGGCGGGUUGGUGAGCGGGGGAGGGGGCACAAGCGCAUGACGCUUGGCUUGGCAGUGCCGCAUCCUAGUAGCGACAGUGUCGCACGGAGAAACCGUCGUACCACCGGCGUCUCCUUGGCUUAUGUUCUCUGUAGUAGUAGUACGGUAGUGGGCUGUAAACAUGUAGGUCGCAGUGGAAGUGCAAAUGGCAUUUGGUGGGGUGGAGGACAACAAAGCGCCAUGGAAGCCAUAUAGGAACGCCGUAUAGAGUUACCACUGGUAGUGCACUGUAACGAAGCUGCAUG